ACAUUUAAAAUGUGAGGAGAAAAGGAAGGGAAAAAAAAAAACUUCAGUCAAGCUGCUGCAGGAGGGCGUACAUGGCGCGUGAAGUGACGUCAUCAGCCUUUCCUGGGGCCAUUCAGCAGCGCCGCGUACGGGAACUGCACUUUUCCUCGUAAUUUCUUGCGUUUUCGUCUUCCUUUCCCCCCGCUGUUCUUUCUCCUGUUUGUAACCCCCACAGCAUUGCACGGUGUCAGAUCCAUCUGCAGAGCUUUGUCACAGAUUAGCUGGCUCUGGGCUUUUCUCUCACAGCAGUGGGGAACAUCGCAGACGUCCAGCCAACUCUCUAACUAUUAACCUAAAACUCAAGCAUGGGGAAGCAGAACAGCAAGCUGCGACCAGAGGUAAUGCAGGACCUGCUGGAGAGCACGGAUUUCACUGAACAUGAGAUCCAGGAGUGGUACAAGGGCUUCUUGCGGGACUGCCCCAGUGGCCACCUAUCUAUGGACGAGUUCAAGAAGAUCUAUGGCAACUUCUUUCCAUACGGAGACGCCUCCAAAUUUGCUGAGCACGUGUUCCGCACCUUCGACGCCAAUGGCGACGGCACUAUAGACUUUAGGGAGUUUAUCAUCGCGCUCAGCGUCACGUCGCGAGGAAAGCUGGAGCAGAAGUUGAAAUGGGCUUUCAGCAUGUAUGACCUGGAUGGGAAUGGAUACAUCAGUAAGGCUGAGAUGCUGGAAAUCGUGCAGGCUAUUUAUAAAAUGGUUUCGUCAGUAAUGAAGAUGCCAGAGGAUGAGUCUACACCAGAGAAAAGAACAGAAAAGAUCUUUAGACAGAUGGACACCAACCGAGAUGGUAAGCUGUCUCUGGAGGAGUUCAUUAAAGGAGCGAAGAGUGACCCAUCUAUCGUUCGUCUGUUGCAGUGUGACCCCAGCAGUGCAGGACAGUUCUAAAAGUCGCAUCCACCAUAUUCUCCUCCUCCAUUUUAUUUAUUUAUGGUUUUUAUUUCAGUCUUUGAUACCGUAAUACUGGGACACGACUGGGCCUAUUUAUAUGGGUCUGUAUCCCAUUAAACUGAGCUUCACCAGAUAUAGGCACCAUGUACACAUACAACCCUUACUCUCUCUUUCUCUCUCUCUCUUUCUCUCUCUCUUGCGCUCUCUCUCUCUCUCUCUGUCUCUCUCUCUAUAUAUAUCUCACAAACACACAUUAUUACAUGCUGUGCUCUGUGAGGAUUUCUGAUAGGGGAUAUCUCUGUGCUCAGUCGUGUAACUUGGACUGCCUGAUAGAAGCACAUGUUUUAUUCAUGCAGCAUGAGGAGUUUAAAUAAUUUGGUCGAAUAAAAUUUGAAGAGGAGAUGGACAGCUUGGCAUAAUGGAGAAGUGAAGCACUGUGAAAAAAGAGAUUUGGAAGCCUGCUUGUGUUUCUUAUUUUAAUAGGACAGCUUGACCGUACUGUCAAAUGUCCAGCAGUAUUGUUACAAGAAGACACAGCUAUACAUUCUUCACGCUUAGUUUUUGACCAGCAGUGAUUAACACCACAUCCUCACCAGAUGCCUUUUUACACCAUUCAGUACUUGCACCAAACAGAUGCAGUUAAAUAGAUUAGUAGUGUAGGUUUUUUUUGUUUUUAGAAUUGUAAAGUCAUGCAGUACUACACUGCUUUUUUAAAUCCUGACCUACAACAUGGUGUGGAAUUGGAGUUUAGUUAUUUUGUCCCUAUUCUAGUUUUUGGCUUGCCUGAAGUGUCCUGGAUCUUAACUCUGGACAUGCACACAUUCUUGGCAGAGCCUUAUAAUUUGGUUUAGCUUUUUACUGGGGUGUUAAUUCCCAGUAAUGUUCCAGUAUCUACCCUAUUUAUUAUUAGCAUAUCAGUGUUAUUAAUCAUGACAACCAAUAUUUCAACAUAACUGUGCAGUAUGUACACUACACUUUCCCCAAAUCCCAGUAAACACGAAUAACUGUUAGAAGUGCACUCAUGAUUCUCCCUUGUGCUAUAUUGCCAGAAGGAAAUGAAAUGAAGAAUUGUGGCUUUACUAUAAUAGGCCUGUAUAGUCUGUGUAUUUUAUUUUCCAAAUAAUGAAACAACGGGCAUGCAUGCAGAACUGUCAGAUGACUAUUUUAAGAUGCAACAUAUUGCUUUUAGUGUUUUCAGUGGAGCAUGUUAAAUAAGUUUUAGCUGUAUAUGGAAGAGAAAAUGUUUGUGUUGUAUGCAUGCUGGUUUGUGUGUGUAUGUGUGUGGCUAUAGUGUGUCCUGGUACUGUUUGCUCACACUGGCCUCAGUGGUCUGUUGCUUUGUCCAAGAGAGCUUGUGGGCAGCAAAACUCUAAUAUUUACAAUAGAAGACCAGAAGAUUUAUUGAUGUAAAAAUUAGUAUGAUGUACGUCUACCUGUAGUUUGUAGAUAUGUAGACACUGUCAGGUUACUGACCUGCCACACACAUACAUGUGCAAAUAGUAAUGUGUUUCUAUGGAUAACUGCUUCAUUGUUGCCAUGUUGCUUUUUACUGAUGUAAAUGCCUGUAAUGCUGAAACCUAAUCUAGAAAUAGCCUCUUACUACUGGAAGAGUAUAGAACAAAUGGUCAGGGUCCAGUUUCCCAAAAGUGUUAUAGUGUCAAAUCAAUUUAUUCAUGAUAGAAAAGAUGUUUCUUACUGAACUUGGUACAUUAAGAUUAAUGUGAUGUAUUAGCCAGGUGGUUAGACAGCUGGUCUGGAAUUUUAGUGGCAUAACCUGCCUGUAUCUGAAGUCUUCUUAAAGGUUUAACAAUGUGGGAUCUCAGUGACUACAUUUCUUCACCAUUAAUCAAACAAAUCAGCUGAUGUAUAUAAAAAAAGAGAUUUUUAAAAUCAUAUUCACUUGUAUAGUUCCUGUCCUGCAUUCAGUGUGCAUGAUAAACACAUUGGAGCUCCAGAUGCAUUCUGUUGCUGCUGUUUAUUGUAAGUUUUGAAUGUUAUCAGAUGCCACUGCAAAUUGUUAAAUGCCUUACUGCAGUAAUUCUCAGUUACAGUUAUGGGAACUCCACACACUUUACAUUUGAGUGUUUUCCAGCUUUAACACACCUGAACCAGCUUAUAAAGGACUUUGGAUUGGUUCAAGUGUAUUAGAGCUGGUGCUUCACAAAUAUGUACAGAACUUGUGGUUCCCAGAGCUGCAGCUGAGGUCCACUGCCUUGACUUCAGUACUGCUAGAUAUUUUAUUUCAUAAAUGUGCUUUUUUUUUUUCUCUCUCCUUUCUUAAACUGCUGUUUUGUAAAGUUGGAAAAUGUUCAAACAUCACAACUACUGCAGAAAUUUUCUCCAUGGUGUAUGCAUAUGUUUCAUUUUGUAUUUCUUCUUUUUAAGAAUCACAUAUUUCUAUAUCACAAUUUAUAUCAUGUUGUUAGGUGCCAAAUAUACAGAACCAGUAUUGUAUAAAUUUAUACUGUACAAUUAUUUGUCGAACAGAACAUUUGUAUUUGUUGCAGUAUGUUUUUUUGUUUUGUUUUGUUUUUUGUUGUUGGGUAGAUUUUGUAUGGUAACCUGUAUUUUGUGGCAAUGUCAACUUGAGGCAUAGACAUCUGUUUUAGUUCUACUAUAAAGCGAAAAUUAAAUUUAGGAAAUGAACACUUGAUUUCUUUCUUUGUCUGAUAAAUUCCUACACGAUGCCAAAA
Messenger RNA from Hemibagrus wyckioides, 3622 nucleotides. RefSeq names its product neurocalcin delta a (gene ncalda). Gene Ontology annotation, cellular component: cytosol. NCBI's taxonomy places the organism in Eukaryota, Metazoa, Chordata, Actinopteri, Siluriformes, Bagridae. Gene Ontology annotation, molecular function: tubulin binding; calcium ion binding; actin binding. Gene Ontology annotation, biological process: calcium-mediated signaling. The transcript has 5 exons. Bases 345 to 926 code for a protein of 193 amino acids. The record is from RefSeq and is a predicted model, not a curated record.